Messenger RNA from Nematostella vectensis (starlet sea anemone), 3715 nucleotides. RefSeq names its product mesoderm-specific transcript protein. Gene Ontology annotation, molecular function: catalytic activity. The transcript has 11 exons. Lineage: Eukaryota; Metazoa; Cnidaria; Anthozoa; Actiniaria; Edwardsiidae. The record is from RefSeq and is a predicted model, not a curated record. Bases 16 to 1014 code for a protein of 332 amino acids.
UCUGAUUUCAAGAAAAUGGCGCCAAGGUUGUCAUUUUCUCAAUAUUUCCUGAUUGUUUUGACCGUAGUUGUCGCCGUGUGCGUAAACCAGCGACCUCCAGAAUUAUCCUCUAAGCUAAAAGAGUGGAGAAAGAGUGGAAGGUACUUCAAUUAUCGUGGAAAUGCUGUAUUCUAUAGAGAUGAUCAAGGAAGCUCAAAGCACCAAGAUUCUGUGGUGUUGUGUAUCCAUGGUUUUCCUACCUCAAGCAUUGACUGGUCUAAGAUAUGGCCAAAGCUAAAAGAGAAGUUUGGUAGAGUAAUAGCAGUCGACAUGUUAGGGCUUGGGUUCAGUGACAAGCCCACAGAGCAUGCCUACACAGUGAUGGACCAGGCGGAUUUACUAGAGGAUCUCCUGGAUCACCUCUCUGUGAGAAAUGUGCAUAUUUUAACUCAUGACCUUGGGGACACAGUGGCACAGGAAAUGCUUGCAAGAUAUGAAGACAGAAUGGAUGACAAGGAAGAGGAUGGCGUUCUAGGGAUAGUGACCCUUUGUUUGUCAAAUGGAGGUAUUUUCCCAGAGACAAAUUAUCCCAGACUAACUCAAAAGCUACUGGUUUUACCAUGGUUUGGCCCAUUUCUUGCAAGGUUCAUGAAUUAUUAUCUGUUCUCCAGAAGUUUUUCAUCAAUAUUUGAUGUUGCCACACAGCCAACAACUGAAGAGCUUCAAGACUUUUGGGCUGUUGUCGCCCAUAAGGAAGGGCAUUUGGUGGUUGCUAAAAUUCUUGAUUAUAUGGAGCAAAGACGAAAGAAUAGAGAGCGUUGGGUGAAAGUCCUGAACACAACCUCAGUACCUGUUCACCUUAUUUAUGGGUCAUCUGACCCUGUCAAUCCUCCUCAAAUGCUGCAAAGAUACAGAGAGAUUGUACCCCGUGGAACGUUCACUCGCCAUCAAGGUGUUGGUCACUAUCCUCAUUGGGAAGAUCCUGUGGGUUUUGCCAACAGCUAUCUGGAUUUUGUGAGUUUGUACAAGGCAUAAGUUUCAAGCCAGAAACAAAAUGAUUAGGAAUCAUCAGAGCUGAAUACUAAAUCAGAAAUUGAAUGGGAUAAAGCUUAUACAGAAAAAGAACUUUUAAGUCUCUUAAAUGUUUCUAGGCAACAGAGAAUUUCUCUUAAUUAAAACAAUAAUAGAUUUAGAAUGUUGAAAUGGGUCAUGGAAUGGGAUUAGUAUGUAUACCGUAUAUAAGAAUUACUUAUCCGUUAACCAGAUCAUUUGAUUCAAAUUGCGGUUUUAUUUGAACAUUCUUACAACACUUUAGUACACAAAGUGAACUAAAACAGUGUAUUUUGUGUGUAGCACAAAACUUGAGUUUUUAUAUGAAACGGCAGAAAUGCACGUCUAAAGUCUUUUUAUUUGUACAAUGCCGCCAUUUUAAGGCAUUCUUUUAAAUAUCAAGUGCUUUGAUGUAUGAAAACUUUGAAUUAUUAUUAAAAUCUGUCUGAUUUCUAUAAGGAAUUUGUCCAUCUUUUUAGUAAAAAAUUGAGAGCAUCUUACAAGUCAUAGCAUGUACAGAUAAGGACAAUCAUAGAAAUACAAUAGAAAUAGUUGUUUCUCAAGUUCAUGCCAUAUAGCAGUAUUUGAAAUUAUUUUAUAGUUGUUUCUCAAGUUCAUGCCAUAUAGCAGUAUUUGUGAAAUUAUUUUAGCAGCUAUUAGUAAUUUCUAUAAUCAAUAUUAAUUUUGUCCUAAUUUUUUUCUAAUAUGUAUAACUUGAGCAUAGAACUGGUGAGAAAAUGCACCAGUUGUCCUGAUUUUCAUGCUGAUUAAUCUUUGUAUGUACAAAACAUUGUGCCUUUUCUUCAAUAUUCUUUGAUAUUUUUGUAAAUUCGAUAUUUUUGUAAAUUUUUGCAAUGAUUUUUUGAUAAACAAUUUGCUGAAGCAUAUUCAAAAAAUAGAAUUAUAAUUGUUGUAAAUUUGUGAUUGCAUAAUAGGCAUAUUCCCAAAUAAGUAGGGAUUAAUAAUUCAUAAAUGUGAUUUUGAUAAACAACCCCAGGGAAGGAAAACCUUAUGGUGUUACUCUGCUAUGCUAGCAAUGAUAUGAAUAAAUGAGAGACUCACUUAUCAUCACAUCAGUUGAUUACUACUCCACACACUUAAACUUAAGUCAAUGUUAUGGCAUUGAAAAGGCAUACAAGAACAGUUUCACUUUCACUACCUCUAUCAAUGACUUCUGCAGCAUGGUAUAUAGUACUGCAUAAUGACCAAUUAUGCUAAUGCAAGGUAAUUCCUUGUACUAGAAACUUGUCCUCACACACACACCCUUAACAAUGAUGAACAACACCAAAUAAUAAACAGAACACUUCUUUUCUCGGUUUAAAUAUUUCCCUUAUAGUUUUUUCCUUCCUGUAUUCUGCUUAGUAUUUCCUAACUAUGUUGAAGCUACAUUUGCUUUCUUAUGAGAGGAAUUGCGAAUAGAAUUCUACCUAAUUUAGGCUAAUUUAUCUAUUUUUGAAGAGCGAGCCUUGAGACGCAUCUUGAGCCGUAUCAGCCCUGAAACAGCUUCUAAUGUGGUGAUUUUGUAUCCAAACAGGGAUGUUGUUGUCCCACUGUAAUAAUAAUAAAAAUAUAAGUUGUAGUUAGUCCCUUGUUCUAAAUUCAGAAUAUAUGAUAAUAAGUGUUUCUCUGAUCUCUGAAUUGGAUCAGUUAAACACGAAGGCGCGGUAUAAAAGGGUGCAUUCAUUGGAAGCAUCGGCUCAUUUGUCAAUCAACCGCCGUGGAGUGAGGAUGAAAUUCAAGAUGGCGGCCCGAGUCAAGUACAAAACACAGAGGGGAGAGGUUUCAAAGCGCUUCCUGAUGUAUAAAAAUGCCAACUCUACCUUCUAGUCCGAUAGAAUGUGUAAAAAAGGAAACUCAGUAGAAGUAAAGCUCAAAAACAACGCAAAAAGGGGCAAACGCAUGAUCGGAAAACAACGAUUUCACCUCGACAAAAGGUGAGUUUUUUAUGCCUAAAAUUUACUUUUCAUAGCUUUAAAACUCAGAAACAGGAUUUAAAUUAGUCAUCAUAAGCUUAUAGGUACUUAAAGUGGCGGGGAAACUCUGUUUUGCUAGAAAAUGCAUCUUGACUUUGUCCACAUAACUGCCGGUAGAAGUAAUGCAGGCCUUCUAUAGAAAAGAUGUUGUUUGUAGAUCAAAUCUUGCUUUCCUCUUGUUUGUUUUUAUUUUUACAUCGCCUCGAGCUCGGACAAGAUUGUUUUCUUGUGUGUGAAGUUUUAUUCUAUCUACAAGCUACUAUAAGUUGUAAUUUAAGUAUAAAUAUGUAAUAAAUGGUGUUUUUUUUAUCAGUUGGGAUCAGUCCAUUAUUUGUAUUCUAAUAAUGUUAACUAAACAGUUUAGUAAAUCUCUGUCUAAAUGAAUUGGGGGCCAAACUUGCAUGUUAAUCUAUUAUAUAAUUUCUAAUCAAUUAUAUGAUUUCAUCCUAGCUAUACCCAAGAAGCAAGUCAUGGUGACAUCUGAAUAAUCAACAAGAUAUAUUCCUUAAGAAAAAGCAGAUACAUAUACAUAUACAGUAUUACAUUUUCCAUGUGAUUUUUAAUCAUAAACAUUCCUUUGUACAGGAAACAUGUUUGUUGCUAUACUGUAAGUUUGAUUGAUGUGUUAGUGAAGUGUAUAAAGCAACCAGUCAUAUUUUAUAAACUGCAUUAUAGAUUAUACUUUUGAAUAAACCAAAAAGCUUUCUCUUUUA